Medioppia subpectinata is the source of this 603-nucleotide messenger RNA. The record is from the annotation of a GenBank genome assembly. NCBI's taxonomy places the organism in Eukaryota, Metazoa, Arthropoda, Arachnida, Sarcoptiformes, Oppiidae.
UUCAGUCAAGAAGAGGCCAUUAAAAUAGACGAAGAGUUGUUCAGUGAGUAUGGCUUUAGUGUGGAUCAGUUGAUGGAAUUGGCCGGUCUUAGUGUUGCCAUAGCUAUCGCUAAGAGCUAUGGAACAGUUAGCGGUGAUAAGAGGCCAACGGUUCUCAUCUGUUGCGGUCCCGGCAAUAACGGUGGGGACGGACUCGUGGCCGCCCGUCAUCUCAAACUAUUUGGAUUCCUUCCGACAAUAUUCUAUCCAAAGGCUGGGAAUUCUGUUUUGUUUAAGAAUUUGGUCAAUCAGUGCAACAAAUUUGACAUUCAAUUCAUUCCUGAUUUACCCAAAGAGACUCAACAGAUAAAGGAUUCUUACAAUCUUAUAGUGGACGCCAUAUUUGGGUUCAGUUAUAAGCCUCCGAUUCGGCCUCAAUUCGGCGACAUAUUGCGAAAAGUGGUGGAAUCGGGUCUAUCGGGUGUUCCCAUUAUAAGCGUUGACAUUCCCAGCGGUUGGAAUGUAGAGGAGGGCCCGCCAACUGACGGAACGCCUGUGAUUGAGGCCGACUGUUUGGUAUCGUUGACGGCUCCCAAGAAAUGUGCCAAACAUUUUACCGGUCGA